CCUCCUCCCCCCCCCCUGUGCACGCCACGCGCGCACGGACGGACGGAGACGGCGCGAGACGCAGCGCGAGCGGAGCCGCCAGGGCGCGCGAGACGGGAACCGCCGCCGCCGCCGGGGCCGCCCAGCCCUGCCGAGGAGAGACAGGCGGGGCCGCCCCCUCCCGCUCCGCGCGGCGCCCUCCUCCCCCGCCCUUCCCUGCGCCGGAUGCCGCCGGAGGGGGGGGGGCCGCCCCGCCGCGGGCGGUAGGGAGGGCGGGCGCGCGGGCCCCAACCGGUCAGGCCGAGCGACACCGGCCGCCCCCCCUCCUCCCACCCCCUCCCUCCCCCGCACUCCCGGUCCCCUCCCCCCCCCCGGCGCGGCCCACCCUCCCGGCCCUUCCCUCCCCUCCCCUCGGCGCGGGCCCAUCCCCCCCCGGGCUGUGUCCCGGAUGGAGCCGCCCGGCCCGGCCUGGCCCGGCGGGGGUUUGUCAGGAGGCCAGGCGGCCCCGGCGGCGCCAGGCGCGGCCCUCCUCCUCCUCCUCGCCCCCCUCGGCCCGCCGCGGCGCGGCCGGGCGCCCCUCGCACACAAUGAGGAGGUAGGGCCGAGCAGGCCCCGCCGCGCCCGCUCGCCACCCCCUCAGCCCGGGCCGCGACCGGUGCGGCGGGGCCGGGCGCACGUGCGGGUGGCGGUGGGCUCUCCCCGCGGGGCGCGGCGCGGCGCGGCCGGUACUCACCUGGGGGGCGCGGGCCGCCGAGGCGCCUGGUGCCGCUCGGGCCGCCGCCGUCUCCGCGCCCAGCAGCAGCAGCAGCAACAACGGAGUCAGCGCGGCGGCGGCGGCGGCGGCGGCUUUUCCUGUCCGGUUACGUUAGGGUCACAUGACCGAGAGCGGAGCACAGAGGCUGCAGCGAGGAGCCCCCGCCGGGGGGGAGGGGAGGCGGCGAGCGCUGUGGCGGCGGCAGCAGCAGCAGCAGGAGCCACCCAGCCCCCGCCCGCCCCUCCCUCCCCCGCCCGCUGCGCCCAGCGCGGGCCGCACCGGCGGGACCGGCCCCGCCGCCGCCGCCCUCCUCCUCCUCCUGGCCGGCUGAGCGGGGCGCGGGGCUCGCGGCGGGCGCGCUGCCCCUUUAAAACUCCCGGGGGUGGGGGCCGGUGCACCCCCACCUCUCCAGCCCAGCGCCGCUCUCGCCGGGGGCGGCCCCGCCGCUGCCAGCGCCCCCCGUCCCCCGGGCUGAGGAAUAACGGGCUGGGCCGCUGCCGGCUCCUUGGCGGGCCCGGCGCGGGGCCGCGGCAGCUUGCGGGGACGGGACGGGGCGGCGCUGCGCUGCGCUCCCUCGCCGCUGCUGCCGCCUCCCCGGCGCCCUGACGGCUUCACCGCGGCGGCAGAGGCCGCGCGCCGCCGGGGGGCAGCCGGCGACUCCCGGCGGGCGGCGCUUGGCGGCUGGGGGAGACUCGGGGCGGCGGGCGGGGGGUUCCCUCGGGUGUCCCCCGGCCUCCCCCCGCCCAGGGAGAAGUGGCGGGCGCAGGUGCGUCCCCCCGCUCCCCGCCGAGCAACCGGGGACGGGCGAGACGGGCAGACCGGCGGCUGUGGGAGCGGAGCGCGGUGCCCCGCCGUGUUGCUGGCUCUCGGGCAUGAACUUUGCCAGCCGGUGCCCUGCGCCGCGUCCCCUGGCUUCUCUCCAGGCGUCGUUUACGGGAAGGUCUCCGUUCGGCGCGCCGGGCAGGGGCGGCGGCCGGGCCCCGCCGCCGGGCGCGGGGGCUCGGAGGGACGGCCUCGGUGGAGACCUCCGGGGUGCGCUUCGGUUGAGCUGUCGGGAGGUCGCGAGGUCGCUUGACAAAAAGAGUGAUUUAGGGAACAAACGUGGAAAGCUUAGGUUUGCUUUUCGUCUGUUCAGGUGGGCAAGCUAUUUGAGCUGGAUGUUUUUAACUCCAGAGGGGGACGACACACACAGCAGUCUUCCCUAAAAAUCAAAUCUGCAACUUUGUGCAAAGGCAGAUUGGGUUGUGGUGGAGCGCGGGGUGAAGGCAGCUGUAGCCAGGCAGCCUUUCAUCCAAAUCUAAGGCAUGCUAUAGAAUUUGUGGAUGCUUAUAAAACGGCACAAAUAAAUGCACCGAUGGAUGCUGCAUUACAUGGAAAAAAAUUGUCAGUCUUGCAAAAGCAAUUAACUCAGGGUUGUUAGCACGGGGCAGGGAGGCUGUUGUCGGUAAGAGGCCGGGAAUCCCUGAAGUAAUGGAAGGGUGAGCCCUGCAUUAGGCUCGAGUGUGAUUUCUCUGUCAGAGUAUUGGUCCAGGCACAGUCUGGAUCUGUACCUUGUUGUAAGGUGACAUCUGCUAACCGGAGCCGUGGCACGGACAAAACCGUUUUUGGAGAGAAACUUUGUUGUUGAAAAUCUUGUAGGAAGAUAUUUGACCAGCGAUAGUUAAAGAGGGUUCCUUUGUACCCCCUGCCCCUGCGGCCUGCUCCUAUCCUUAAGUGUGCUUUCUGUUGUUCCUUAGGAAUGGCACGUACUACAGUGUCAAUUAUUUGAAUUAGGUCCAGAUGAUUAUUACCGUCUUAAGGUACUUACCUAAGCAGUCGUGUAGGGGGCUAGCUGUAGCUGGGGUUGAUGUUUCCACAGCAAUUAAAUAAGAUGUGCUGGGGGAAAAAGGCCCAAACCUUUUUAAUGUAGAGUCUUGACAACAGCAAGCGUGCUGAGAGAGGGAGAAGUCAUCUCAUAUCUUGUCUGGUUAAUUCAACAGAUGAUUGUAGUCAUCCCAGGCUGUUGUUAUUUUUACAGGAUCUAAACUGAUCAAGACUUGGACCAGUUUUAUGUGAGUCUAACUCUGCUGAAGUCAAUGGAAGUCUUGAUAGACACAGCUUGAGUCCAUUUGCACUGUAUAGCUCAUGAAUAUUCAUUUAUUUAUCCAAGUAAAGCUGCAGUAGAAAACUAACUAGUUAAGUCCUUAAAAAAAAUAAUCCAACCUCAAAACCCAACAUCUUUGUAAUGUUAGGGGAGCUGAAAGCUGAUAGUCUAUUUGCAGCAGUUGUGGUAUGUUGAAUAAAGCAGCUGAACAGAACUGCAUCUUUGGGACCCACUUUGGGUACCCGUGAUGUGCUGAAGUACAAGGGGUGCAUUUUUAACAGCUCUCUGAGUUCUGCCAUGUGAGCGCAUGUUUAUAGAGUGUAUUUAACUGGUCUACUUGGCAAAUUUUUUCCCUGUACAUUUCACUGGCAUUUCAGCUCUGCAAACUGAAUACAAAUUAAAGAGAGUAGAUGGACGUUUGAACUUAAGUUGCUUAGUAGCGGAUGAUCUGUCUCAUUCUUGUGGAAGAUGGUGAAAGCGAUAUAAUUUUUAAUUAAAUUGAGCAGGCUACUUAGGAAAACUGGUUUAUUUCUGGCAGAUAUCUGGCAGGCUUUGUGGCCUGUUUUUUUCUCUUCGAUGUUGCACUUGAGUACUUCUGCAUCGGCAUUGGUGUGGGAUUCUCCUCCGUGCUAUCUCUGAAACUGGACAAAAAUUAAUUUAGUUAUGCUUUUUUAUUAAUAGUUCAUAAUUUAGCUUUAAAGCACCUUUGCUUGGACUGCAAUACUUUAAUCUAGAAAUAAUGCAAUUCUUAAUUUAAAAGUGUCCUGUCUGAUACAAGGUCCAUUGAAAUCUGUAGAAAGAUUUCUGUAUUGAGUUUUAUGCUGCUGAACUUCACACCUUCGAUGCUUCCACCUGAGACAUGUCUUCUGUGUUGCAGGGAGCGAUAAGCAGUUCACCUGUUGCAUUGUGGACACCUGACUUAAGAUGUGAAUCAAAAAUUUUACUUCCAUCUUGUCUUUUGAGGUAUAUUUUUUUUUAACAUGGAUUGUGACUAUGAAGCUGAAAUUGUAAUUAAAAUUUAUCCUUGUCUCAUUAAGUGGUAUUAUUGUGCUUUCAGUUUUCAUAUGCCGAUUUUCUCCUGCACCAGUUUCUUGAGGUCCUUGUUUAGGACUCUCUUCCUAGUUUUACCACUUUUUGACAGGACUGUCCAGACUGAUUCAGAUAUUGCUGCACACCUGAGAGCAUUCUGAGUUGUGUUGCUGUUGGCAAUAGGAUCAGCCCCUAGGUUUUUGGUUUCACGUUGGUCUGCACGUACCCAGAUUAAAGCCAGAAUUUUGUCUGAGCAUUGGAAGCAUGAAGCACGUAAAAGUGAUCCCCAAGAAAAACCCUGACGUACGGGUACAGCAGUGGUUGUGGAACGGCUCUGCUUUUUCUUGCCUUGGGUUCCUUGCCACAGGGAGGCUGUCGGGGUACAUCCGUCAGGGGUGAGUGGUCAGCCCCCAAGCAGAUCUGAGCUUUCACAUUUUUGUUGUGAGGAGGUCUGGCUGUCCUAGAGGUGGAGUACUGUGGUGUGUAAACCACUUUUUGUGUACACUGUAUAAGGUGAAAAAAUGAAGAAUUGUCAUUCUGUAGGCUAAGCUGGUUUGCUGGUAUCAGUAUGUUAAUGAGGAAUUGUUUCUACACCUAGCGAACAAAGUUCUAUCAACAGCUAGCGAGUAGCUGCAAUUUAGACUAGGGGAAAAACGAAUGAUAAACCUUUUGCUAGUAUAAUGUAUGUCAUCUAAGGAAAUGGUUUAACUGUAUGUAUAGACUUCUUCUUGUUUGAGUCUCAUCUCCGUCAGGAGUUGUUGGUGUAACCGAACUGACACAGCUCCUGCAGUGCAGAUUAGCCCUCUGCUUUCUGGCUUUGCCUUGGUCCCAGAUUAGCCUGUUGCAUGGGCCCUGCCCACUUUUAACUGGAAAAGUUCAAACAUGACUAUGCAUUCUUGGCUGGAGUGAUGUUUUUAACGGAGCAUGACUAUAAAUUUAGUUACACUAAUAUAUGUACCUGUGUGUUUUGUUUUCCUUAGAAAAAAGGAUUCAGAUGGCAAGUGUAGUUGAGUGCAUUUUUAAAGCCCAUGCAGCUGAGGUGUUCUGUAGAGAAAGAUGCUCUCAGUGAAACAGCAUUGAUACCACGUUCACAUUACUGUGUAACACCAUCUAAAUGGUGACUAAGCUCAUGAGAUGCUUAAUAAACAGUUUUGAACAGUUCGAAGAGCAUUUGUCAGCAUUGACUCAAGCUUACGUAGGAAAGUGUUAAAAAGCAUUUCAGGGGCAAUAGUAAUUGGUGGUUACCAUCAUUUAGUAGUCGUAUUUCAUUAGUUUGGAAAAUGUAUUUCUUGAAUGGUUGGAGCUUGAAGACAGACAGAAAUGGGCAAAUGACUGAGCACUAACAGAGACAAACAGUGAUAUUAGCUGUAGCUGCAAUGCCUUCAACGGCUCAAAACAGAGUCAUGGAAAAAAUUCUUGCCCUUGUUUUAGGUUUGCUUAAUAAAGCUUGUUUAAAGACUCAGAAGUGGGGGUGGUUGUCAUGCUGUGUGUGCGAGGAGAGGGAUUUUUUGUUCUGUUUCCCCAGUGUGACUGGGUCUGUCCAACUCUUACUCUGUCAAAAACUUUGGAGGACCCCAAGCUGUUGGAAUUGCUUCAUUUUCUGAGAUUCAGCCACCUGGGUUUCAUGUGUAGUACAGAGUACACAGGUAAUGUCAAGAAGUAUGUCUCUGGCAGGCACUUGGGGUAUCAGGAGGAAAAGGCUACCUCACAGCGUAUAGCUAUGGCAGAAUGAUUUUCUAAGGCUAACAAAGACUUUUGCUUUCCUGCUGAUUGUAAAGAAUUAGUCCUUUAAAAAUCCCUUUUCUCAGCAGGGGCUAUAUACCUUUCAAGACACUUUUCCCCCCUCCAAGAUAGUUAAGACGGAUAGUUAAGCUUUCUUUUUUUUUUUCCCCAAGACAACAAGUGUGUUGGGCAGUAGUUUUGGUUUUUAAACCCUGUGCCUAUCACUUACUGUACCCGAGUACCUCGGACUCUGCAUUUCUUUUUGGUAGUUGUCACACUAGUAUGAUAAAUCAGUCUGUAGGCAAGGAUGAGUCUCUCGGCAGAUGUUCAGUGCCAUCUGUGGAAGGAAGGUAGUACUCAGAGAUUGGUAGUUUCCAGCCCAUAGACUUUCCUUGGACAAUAUCUUGAUGGUCUAGGGAAAGUGAGAAAAGUAAACUGGCAAGCUCAGUUCACCAGUGCCUUUGGCAGUGUCUAAACUGGCCUAUGCAUGAAGGGUCCAUAAAGGGAAGAGGUUCCCCAUAACCAUUAUCACUACAAAGGACAUCUGUCUGUGCUUUGUCUUAAUGUCUGGUACAUUCCUUUACAAGGCAACUUUGUUACUUAGCUAUCAGUAAAUAAACUCAUUUGGGUGGGCACAAAGUAUCUGGCUUUUUUUCCCCUUAAGGAACUUGGAGCUGAAGUUUGUUCAGUUCCUAGGACUAAGGUAGAAUUGGGGAAGAGGGACUCUUUCUUACAUGUCUUAGUGUUCUUGUAUUUGUGUUUCAGGCAGGUGCUUUAAGUUGGCGAGAAUGUCAUCCUUCUCUUAGAAGCUGGUAUGUGCUGGCUGGACUGAAUAUAGGUUAUUUUUGCAGAAAGACAGAUUUCUCCAGGAAGGUGGCAUGUACCUGCACUUGCUCAUCCAGCCAGCAGAGCUUGUACCUCACAAAACUGGGACUGGGAAGUGGGAGUCCCAACUCUCAGCAUUCUUUGCUGUUUUACAAAUAGCCCAGUCUUAUGACAACUUUCUAGCAGACCUGCCAAAGAAAAUCAUCUCCAAGUUGUCCGUUACCUCAUCUGAUGGAAGAAAGCACAGACAGAAGCAGUCUGCACAGUUGGCAUUCUUAUAAACGGUGGCCUAACAAGGUUCCAGAUAACAGAAUUUUGCCAUUCAGUCUUCAUUUUGUUCAAAAGGUUAAAAUUUGAGAGUUCUGGAUAUACCAGGAUUCUGGUCUGGUUUUCCUUUUGUAUUCUGUAUUUCAUGCUAUUGCAUCUUAAUUUCCCCCUUGCCCCAGGCAACCCCUGCUGGUUAGAAUAGACCCAUUUUGGUGAAGACCUGAACUGCACAAACUGCGUAGGAAGAUGGUUCUUUUCAGUUACACUAUGAAGGCGUGUGGUGGAUGGGGCAGACAGAAGGCAGCGUGCUCUCACAGCUAAGGCAGUUUUGUCUUAGUUCUGGAUGGGAUUCUCCUCUUGGCUCUGCCAUAAAACUUCCUCCUGGUCAGGCCAUGUGUGCACUUGCACGGGGUCCCCAUGAGGUCUCCAGGUUCAAGCAGAAACGACAAUUGCAGAUGGGAAGUUUCCUGAGGGCUCGGCUCUCUGUGCAUGCUGAGCUGUGAAAGCUCAGGUUACGUUCUUGACGCACUCAACUCCCCAGCUUGGUCUUGGUUCUUUGUGUAAUGCAGUGACAGUACGCUGGCUUUGUAAGAGAUUGUAGUUAGUUGUUAGAAAAAAAAACCCUCAUACUUGGAUGCAGCUGCCACUGGGUAUUGUGGAAAAGAUGGAUACAAAGUUUUAAUGGACAGUUAAAGCCUAACUGAAGCAGCAAAACUGUUGACAGCUGCUCAACACAGUAAAUGGGGUUGGGAGCUUGGCGGGAAGAGGAGAGUUGGAUUUUUUUUUUUAACUGGCUAUUUUAUGUGCUGAUAGAAAGGUGCUUCUCUUGUUUUGACACGUUUGACUUGGUAACUCUUACAGUGCCAAGACAAAACACUUGAGAUAAUCAAGCCUAGACACUUUAUGCUUUUACAGGGCAUCUAGGAGUUCUCAGAUGACUUUGUUAAAACCACUUUCCCUGAUAGAUGCAGUUGGCCUGCAAAUUUGCAUUUUAGCAAUUUAAUUGAAAUACUGAAACAUUAAAUGUGAGAUGAAUGGGAACUUACAUUCUUGAGCCUAAGUAUUACACUCAUAUGGGGGAGGGGUGUGGGCAGGAAAAGCCUCUUUGUCUGAAGGUGUGAAAAAUGUUAGCUAGAAAAAGUACAAUUAAAAUGUAACCUAAUUCUGUUACUGGGAUAAAGCAGUGCUUGGUAGGCUUUUCUAUUGCACAAAGGAUCUAAUGUACUAUUUCUGUAAUAACCCCCUGUAAGUCAGGAGAUUGGUGCCGAGGAGCCGUUCCACAGUGUACUGUAAGACUUUGUCACCAAGCCCUUGUGCUGACCGGCUCACUUCCCUGAGCAGGGCUGACAGUUCAGACCACCUCAGCAGUUCAGAGCAGCAGUAGCUAAGCUGUUCCAGGACCAGGACCUCCAGGUAUGACCUGCUCUGAGGAGAAAGCCUACUCUUAACAGCUGCUGCAUCUUCUCAAGAGGCUCCUGAGGCACUCGUAACACAACUUAUGGCAGAAGGAUGGGUUUGUAGUCAGAUGUUUUUUCUUAGCUCUGCCUGACUCUAUUCUCUUCCCCACGUAUGUGUUGGAUGUAUUCAUCAGGAGUCUAAUAUCACACUCAAAUACUGUUUUCAGGUAAAGAGAGAACAGUAAGCUACUGCAAAUGUAAUCUCACUUCUAGCCUGAAUUUAGUCAUCGUGGCUUGUUAAUGAUCCUUCAGGAGCUUUUAACAAAAUUCUUAGGUUAGGUUCCUGUGUUGUAGUUCCUGAAAACAGGUUUAGAAAGAGAGGUUGCUGGGGGAAAACCUUCUCAUCCUCUCACAAGAGUAAGUGAUAACAUUCUGGAGAUAGCAAUCUACAGACCGGUGGACUAUGAAUAGAUUUAAAAACAAAAGAAACUUUUGCCUUAGAGGAUAGUUGAGACAUCUUACCCUACGCUACUUCAUUCCUUUCAACUUGUACUGGUAAGAAUCAGGGAAUAGGAUAAGGUGGACAGUCUAGUAAUAAAAGAAAUUUGGGGAACUUUAGUUUCUCAUUGUGCUACAGCUUCCUCUGACCUGAGAUAAAGGUCAGCUAGUUCCUCUUUCACAUAGAUGCCUUCUAAAUAAGUGUAUUCCCAUACAAGUAUGUGAAUACCUUUUUGUGAUGAGGCAGAACAUAACAUUAGGUGUACCUGCCAGGUAUAUUAAAAUCACGCCAGGUAACUCAAGAAGAAGAGAGAGUAGUGCUGUUUCCAAGCUUGGUACAGUGUCACAGCCAUCCAAGGAGCUGGGGAAAAUGAGGGAAGACUUCAUCAUCAGUCAGAAAUGCACAAAGUAGCUAAGCCCCCAGCGCCUUUUUAACUGUCAAGGGGACACAGCAGUAGAAUCCUCCAUCAAAUUAAUACAGUCAGCGCAGAAGGCAUCCAUCCUUCUGUCCUUGCUUAUUAAGGAAACAAAGCUAGAUCUCUCCCUGCAUCAGUCCUAAAUGUCCAGGCCUCCUCACUAGAAAGUGUACCCUACAAAUGCAUCAUUAGUAUCUCAGCUUUAAACUAGCACAUCCACAGAUUAAGACUUCUCUAACAUUCCCAACUGCUGUACUAGCAAUAACAUUCACAGACUGAUUUUUUUUUUUAUUUGAGUAGAUGAUGUACAUAUUUAUAAAUAGACAGAUCCACUGUUUUCCAGAAACGUAUGAUAGACCUGAAGUUUCUGGGCCAUACAGUCUUCAUGGUUUUGUCAGUUUUCUUCAGAGUUUAUUCUGUCGUCAGAAAACUACCCUUGCAAGUUCAAACAGAACCUGUGGAAUAGCAAACACAUUGAUAUGUUUUUUAAAUUCGAUUUAAUAAUCCUUAAAACAGCUUACAUUGUAAAGGACAUAAUCUGAAAAAUAACUAUAGCUGCAAUUCAAACAUUAUUUGCAAAGAACUGAAGACCAAUUGCCUUUAGAGUACAUUAAUAAAAUAAUCUUGAUUCUCAAGUUAUGAAGUAUAUAAAUUGCACUGAUUACACUUUCAGUAUGAUAGUGGAAAAACCCCACCAACCUCUAUGGUGAUGAGUAUGACUAUCAUCCACUCGAGGCGUAGAGCGUGCUUUUCAUUCAGGUGAUUUCUCAUGAGGUCUGUCAGCUCCAUGCAGUGCUGAAGCUUUUCAUUCAUUACCUGCAAGAGAUCCCAAAUAUAUGGCAAAUGUGGAUUCCGUAAGUGGAAUGAGAUCACUAAAGGAACACAAUCCACAGAAGGGCUCACUGAAGACAACUAGAAAGGUGUUAACACUCUUCUGUGGAAGAGUGGAACAGAAGGUUCUGUGAGGCACAUUCACAAGCAACAGAAGUUUCAAUAAAAAUGAGUGUUAUUUUGGUAGGUUCACAAAAAUAAUAGAAAUUUAGAUAUCCGUCUGCAGGUAUUAAACUGCUUCUGGGUGACACCUACUCAUGAAAACAGGCACAAGCAAAAGAAGAUGCAGCUUACAGGAAAUGCCUCGAAAGUAACUAAGUAAAAUUUAAGGUUGCUGUACCACCGGAAGAGGUGGUUUUUGUGCUUCUUAUUCUGGUUUCAGCAGUGAGCAUUAUGUUGCCCUUCAAUGAACUGACCUGAUGAUCAUGUCAGUAAGAGGACUGCGUCACAUCUCAGUUUUUUAACUUGUUUUCUUGCACACAUUUCGGAACAAGAAUUAAAUCUCCUCUUCUUAUUACUAUUUAAAGCCUAAUUUAGUGGCUCAGGAAAUACACAAUCCAUUCAUGUGAAGCAGGGUUGUUAACCUAAACUGGGUAAAAGAUGUGAGUGGGUUACGAACAUAUGGAAAAGGCGAUGGCGUUUAGGAUCCUGUUCUUUAUUCAGUUUCUACAAUUAAAAUAGACAUUCAUGGAACAGUCUGUAACCCUGCUGAGCCAAAGACAGCUGAUCUGAGUGUGGAAAAUUCUUGUAACAGUAAGACACCUACCUUAACUCUGCGAUUAAUGUUGAGAAACUGGCAAGUCUUGUCAUAAAGCUCUUCCAGUUUUUCUCUAUCCCAGUAGAAGUCAGGUGUUAUUAGCAGGUCUGAACUCAGAUUUAUACGGUGUCUAAAAAGAAUGGGUACUACAGUAGUUCAAACUUCCUUUUGAUGAACGUGGGAGCCAAUAUUUACAUAGCAGUUAGAAGAAACAGGAAAGUUUUUCUCUGAUUUUAACUAAAAUAUGAAAAGAAUCUCAUAAUGAAAACACAGUUGUAGUGAUUGUCUCAAAUUGAUCACAUGCCCUGAAACUUUGCUGAGAAUACUGUACCAUUAAGCAGUUUUGAACAUAAAUUACUUGCCUGCUGUCAACAUUGCUCCCUCAACCUGUCACCUUCCUUAACUUUUGAUAUCUGCAGAGAAGUCCUUACUCUGCUAGUAGCUUGCUGAAGCUGAAGUAGUACAUGAAUUGAAGUUACUCCGGAGCUCCUUAACAGCUUGUUUAUAUCUUGGAACUCUUUAAGUGUGACUGGUACUGCAUGCUGGCUCUGUGAGCACAGCACACCUUUCAGAACCAGGCUAUUGUCUCAACAUUAUAAAGGCUAAGAGCUAAAAAUCUCUCACCUUCAACCUGCUGCUCACAUAAAUCUUUGGACACUUAGAACAUCAUUGUUCGUUACUGAACAGUCCUUCAAGUAGGGAUAUAAAAUCCAAUGUUUAAAAUAGGAAUUGGUUUUUUAAUUUAUCUUUCUUCACUGAUUGAGGUUUUUUUUUUUGUAAAAGAAUGUGUGAUGCUCUGUAUUCCCAAUGGCCGAAUCUCACUUGAGAGGGAAAAAACCCCACUAAAGUCUUACAGUGUAGCAGUCGUUUCCGAGUAAGUCAAGGGAAGAACAGAGCUUGCAGAGAAGUUUUAUUAACUCCAGGCUGUAGUUAACAGUUCUACCUACGCCUGUGCUUCCUCCUGGUAUCCUUUGUGUACUCUAGUAUCUAUUAUAUUGGUUAUAAGACAUGUAUUGCUGGACCUAGGAAGGGAAACGGGUGUGGAAUUUGGCCAUUUACAGUAUGCUGCUUAAUGCCUGUCUAUAGCAGAGAUGCCAGUGGUGAGAUGGUGAGCCAGUGGGUCCUCUGACUAACAUAACUGCACACACAGUCUCCAGCCAAAAGAAGGUUGAAGGAAUUCCCCCCUGCCCCACCCCGGUGCCUUUACUGUGUAUUUUGGUCUUUUUAUCACAUAUAACUUAAAAAUUAAGUUCUGUGUAAUACAAUGUCUUGGGUAUAACCAAGAAGUUACCUUAAUGCAAAGAGUUCUCCGAUUUUCUGCAUUACAUCUGCAUGAGACAGUUUCACCUUCCUUCGUGACUUCAGUAUCUGCAAAGUAACAAGUUUUUUUGUCACUUGAUCAAGUAGCAUGUAGUUAAGAAGUCUGGAGUUUUACAGGCUGAAGUACGUAUAUCAGUUAAAAUCUGAAUGCAUAUCAUACUUACUAACAUUUGAGUUUUGUUUGCUUAGUGCCUUGCUUAUCUAGCUUUCUAAGAGCAUCGCCAUGCAACUGUUCAUCCAGGUUUUUAAAUCGCUGAGUAUGCCAUCAGUAUCAAUACAAAAUCCUGAAGUGUUUUCUAUGAAUGAUUUCCUGAACAAGAGAUCAAUUGGUUUUUCUUCCUACUAUUGUUAUUUCUAAGUCAUGACAGUGUUAUUUUACCUUGCCACUACUUAGCCUUUUUAUAGACUUUUUCCUGACAUCUAUGUAUUACCAUUUAUUUCCUUCAUUAAAAGAAAAAAGAUUUCUCUUUUGAACCCCAUAAAUCUCAUUUUUAUGUGACAUCAUAUGGACUUUGUACUUAAUUAAGUCUCAUGAAAAACUGUGGUUUAAGUAAUUCACUCAAACUCUUCAUUACAGUCAAGUUAAAGCACACUGCUCUCAGCCCAAGGUGCCACACGCUGUGUUUGGCCAGGUUUUUAAAUGCUGCUUGUCCAGUUACAUGCACACAUUCGACGGCGGCAGGUGACAGCAGCACAACAUGGGAAACAUGGAAACGUUCCAGUGCAGAACCCCACCCUCAGCCCUUUAGAGACUGAUGAUUUCUUGUCCCACCACUCUGCACGAGGUCUGAGCUUCUCUGUGUCGAUGGCUUUACCAUCAUGUGUGUUAAGCAUUCAAUUGCUUUUUCCAUAUCCUCGGCCGUAUCUGGAUUGACCACAGGAGAAUAGGAGGGGAGAGGUACAAACAAGACCUCACCUCAGGAAUUGACUGGAUAGAUUCCACAAAGUUAUCCAAUAAUGACUCCCAAAUAGCCAGCUUUACUGCAACACAGAGGUGACAAAGCAGAACAGUGAGAGAGAUACAUAUGCUUUCCAAUGAUCUUAACUUUAAACCUGCCAACAUGCUGCCUCAAGGCACGUUGAUACAUACAUUAUUUGUAGCAAGUUGCUGUUAGUAUAAUGAAAUCAACAUUCAUACAUCUAUGGACAAUCUGGGCUGUGUGCUGACACAGCUCUGCAUGCAGAACCACCCUGAGCACAGCUCUCUUCUCUAAGUGAUCAGAUCCUGGAGAGUUUUUGCUUCAGCUCAAGAGUUGUGUCUUUUAAGCGCUCUACUGUAUGUAUGAAGCCUUUGCAGACUACAUUCCAAGACGGCUGGAGAUAAUGAGCUGUGCUGGAGUCAGGCUGAGUUCAUGUGGUGCCACUCAACAGCCUCCACUGCAUUUCCAGUGUCCUGCAGAACUCUCAUUCUCCAUCUGCCCGGUAUUUGAUGCAGCAUGCUCAAACCAUGGAGGGGUAGCUUGUACAGACACACCACCUUGCUGAAGCUAAAUUCAAACUUCAGCAAUCUCCCAUUUUGUUUUUAGGUGAAUAUACCAUUCACUGAAGAUACAACUUCUCUUCUAUGGAAGCCAUUCAGCGCAGGCAAUGACAACACAACUUCUACCAUGCCUCAGCUUGAGCCUAGAAAGAUGUUUCUACAGGAAGACGAUACAACUCAGGCCUUUGUUCCUUAGUCUGCAGAUUCCCAGACAAGAAUGAAGUAGUAACAGAUCAAAAUUUAACCCUAUUCACUCAGAAAAAUUAAUCUGGGAAGAUGUAAUUAUCAAUAUUAACUCUUUAUUAGUUAGUAUCAUCUAGUCAGGACACUGGUAGCAAGUCCAAGGCCGAGCAUUUUUCACACUCAUCUUUUGAAUAGAGAGGCCUAAUCCAAGUCAGUGACUUAAAUGACAUUUAAUUUAGCCGCUGGGGGAAAAAAAAGCCAAUAGGCAUUUCAGCUAUCACCGAUUAUUUGGUUUCUGCUGGGUCAUAAAUCUGACUUGGACUGGACUUGCAUCCUUUAUUUUUAUUGAACAUUAUUGAAUGGUUUUCCGUUAUGAUGUGCAUGUCUCACACUAACAUAAAUUGGUACCAAUUAUCUCCUGGGAAUGAAUCCCUUCCUCCAUCACAUGCGGCACCACUCUUCCAUGCGGUGACUUUAUGAAUAGGAAAACUAUAUAGAGAACUAAAGGCUUUUUUUUUCCAAUAGCUCUUCCUUCAGCAGUCAAGAACCAUUUAGCUAUGCUGUACUCCUUGAUCAAAUGGUGUAUCACUUCAAAAACACAUGUUCUGCUUGUUGAUGUCCCUUCUGUUUGAAGGCAUGCUUCCCCAAAUACUACAGGCAUCCUGUAAUUUACCCUAAAAGCAGUAGGGGUAGACAGACCAAAUUUCCUUUAAAGGUCUUUUCGAGGACAGCCUUACUGCUGCUCGCUUCUACUCCCACUUCCUACCCCAUCUGAGGUCUGACGCAGCAGAGGUGUGUGUUUCCUCAAGCAGCAGCACCACUGCUGAGCCUGACUUCUUGCUGGUGCCUCCUGACAGAAGUACCACACAGUACUAGCACACAGCCGUGGCUAGUAAGCCAGCAAAGCAUCACCUGUGACUCUGGUCUAUGCCUUUGAUACUGGGACUCCUCCCCAGCUGGGAAUCACUUCUUUAGCAGGAAACGGCAUCCGGAUGAAUUAUUUAAGAUUACUGACAGGUUUCUAAUCCUGGACACUGCACUCGUUGCUAUCCUAGAACAGCGCUCAAGGGUGGGGAACAGGAUGCUCACAGUAGAAUGCAUAUCUUUUGCAAAGUAUGUUUCUUAAUGGGUUUUGUUCAUUUUUAAGACAAUUUACAUUGAAUGAAGUAAUUCCAAUUUACAGAAAACAAGGUAAAAGCUUUGAAAAUGAAUCCUCCCACUGAAGCACAAUGAAUCUUUACACAGUUUGCCUCAACCAAACACCGAGUCUUCUCCAGCCUGUCACUCUACAAGUUGUACUUACAAUGACAUUUCACAAAAUCUGUAGCAUAGGCCGAUACUACAAGCAAUAUUAACUCACCGGAAAGACAAAGGGCAUUUGAAAAGGCAAAUUUCUGCAGAACAACUUCAUCACUAUCCAGCUCAGAAUUUAACAAGAUUUCUCCUUUAUGAAGCUUUGACUGACCUCUGUUAAAACAGGAUUGAAGCAUCUUCACUGAUUAAGCCACUAGCAAAGGCACAUUUAAAGAACAGUCAACAAUGCAAGAAAGGUUGGUUAUUUGUUAAUAUAAAGCAUGCCAUGUCUAUAUGGAUAUCGUCCCCAUCCUCGCAUGUUACUCAUGUUUAACCUGACAAUAACCAAAACAAAUAACUGAAAAAUAGUUCCUCAGUCUAAGCCUAAGAUUAUCACCAAAUUUUCUAGAUUUAAAUGAAACUGCAGCAAGCUAUGAUGGCAACUACAGCAUUGCUAUAUACACACAGAUAAUGCAGAGUAAGCAGGAUGCUGGCCUCUCUCCUGCUAUCUCCUGUAUCAUCUUUCUGUUUGUUUUCCUUUUCUUCUACCACUUUUAUCAGCGUCUCUCCCUGCCUGCUAUGAUGUUACUUUCCCUGAAACCUCUGUUGCAUAGGGGGCCAGCAGCAACGAAAAGGGGGCAUGAGAGUCCUUCAAUUUAUCAUGUCAAUCUCUAUGAAACUUGCAUAAACACAACAGAAUAUGUCAGGAAUCAGAAAUUACACAACUGGAUAGUACAUGCCGUUUUCAAAUGGCCAGGAAAAAACAAAACCAAAAAGCUGUCCUCUUAUUAGGUUACCUUAAACAAGCUCAACCUCAUUAGCUCAGCUCCUAGGGUUAUAAUGUCCUGUCUAGAAGUUGAUUUUUGGUGCUGUUGGAAAAUUACAGAUAAUUUUUAUCAUAAUUUACACUGAGAAAUACUUCUGUAGCGAUUAUUUGCUCCUCAUGAAGAAAAGCAUUAUUUAACAAGGCAAGACAACUUACCAAGUUUAGCAUUCCAGUUUUCAAGUUAUAACUUUCCUAGGAAGUGAAGUAUGUGCAGAAUUACAUCUUUAUAUAUGAACCUAGAGGGCACUAAGGAAAGCUUAUGCAGAAAAUCCUCUUUAAAACUCAAUAAUGCCCAUUAAUUUUUUUCUAAGAGGUACGUAGUUUCUGUUUGGGAUUGUUGGAGAACAUGGUCAGUUGUAUGGGCAUGGAGCUUCGUAAUUUACAAAAUCUAGUGCAUAGCCAAGUCACAAAGGCCAUUAUUUGCAAGUUUAGCAGUUCACCAAAAUUUGUCAAUUUAGAUUUACUGUUUUUCAAAUGACUAAAAUAAGGAAAGGAGAAAAGAGUAAGGAAAAGUAUAUUUCUACUAGCUGCUUUUGCUUGAAUUUGUUUUAGAUGUCUGUUAGCUUUUCUAUCAAGAGUGCCUGAAGAUACUUACUCUCCUAUUCUAUAGUUCAUCUCUUCAUUCUCCCAGUGGACUAGUGCAACUUCAUAUGGCUGAAUUUCAUGCUGUUCGAGCACUCG
Messenger RNA from Phalacrocorax carbo (great cormorant), 16341 nucleotides. Lineage: Eukaryota; Metazoa; Chordata; Aves; Suliformes; Phalacrocoracidae. The record is from RefSeq and is a predicted model, not a curated record.